This is a messenger RNA of Suillus subalutaceus, 2880 nucleotides long. RefSeq lists its product as uncharacterized. Bases 1 to 2880 code for a protein of 959 amino acids. NCBI's taxonomy places the organism in Eukaryota, Fungi, Basidiomycota, Agaricomycetes, Boletales, Suillaceae. The transcript has 14 exons. The record is from RefSeq and is a predicted model, not a curated record.
AUGGCUCCCCAAAGAUCCACAGGAGGGCGCAAAUACACCUGCUCUUCGGUAUCAUCUCUCAAGGUUGCUUGUCAGUAUUGUAAUGAACUGUACACAUCCCGAGGCCUCAAAUCACACGAACAAAGCUGCUUGCGACGGAAGGAAAAGAAGAAAGAGGAUAGAGAGUUUUCACGGGCCGCAGCCAGGUCAAUUUUGAAGGAAGGAAAACACAAACAUCGCAGCAAUAAAGGGCGCACUCAUGAGGCUGCCCGAGAUACCACACUAGUCAUUCAAGAGGCUGGUUCAGCAGCUGAUUCUCCAUCCGCAGCGGAUUCACAUUACCAUUAUGAUGACGCAGGUUUUGAAGGCCUCGAUGAUGUGCAAAGUGUCGGGAAAGACACACGGCUACGUUCUGAUUCUGAUAUCAGCAUGGGUAAUAACAUUCCUGCUCCAAUUUCAGUAGCCACAGCAACUACCUCAGAUCGUCUCGACACAUUCAAGACCGAAUAUCACCCUCACAGUGGUCACGCUCCAAUCAUCGAGAGCUUUUCUGUUUACGGGACCAAUAAGCCGGAGACGACACAAUCACCUGUCAUCGAUGACGAGCCAUGGCAGCCUUUCAGCUGUCGUGCAGACUUCGAGUUUGCUGAACUCGCCCACCGAGCUGCCUUGAGCAAAGACCAAACUAAUGAACUACUCAAGUUCAUCUGGAGAGUUGCGGAUGGUCGCACGAACUUUACUUUCAAAACUCACAAUGACGUGUCAGCUGCAUGGACGAGGGCAUCCAGCCAACUGACUCCUUUUGAAAGACAUGUUGUACCUGUUGAGUAUAAGAAGGAAAACAUCGAGUAUGAAGUAUAUUCACGACCACUAUGGGACUGGGCAUUGGACCUCUUGGAUAACCCCUUGCUAGCACCCGCACGACUGUACAAACAUGACGGAACUGAUUUUGAACGCUUCUUCCAUGAGCCAUGGACAGGAGACCGCUGGUGGGACUUACAAACAUCUUUGCCCCAUAAUGGUGCGCCAUUCGCAUUUAUACUGUAUGCUGACAAAACGCACCUUUCGUCGGCCGGUGCUGUCAAGGCAUACCCAGUAAUCGCACGCUGCGGGAAUCUGCCUGUUGAAAUCAGGAAUGUUGAUGGUCCUGGAGGAGGACGCUUAGUGGGUUGGUUGCCAAUAGUUCCUGCAGACUCAGACGAGGAUGGCAAGCUGUCCUAUACGAAUUUAAAGAAGGUCGUAUGGCACAAAUCAUUCACGAUUCUCCUUGAAACCCUCAGUCUCAUCUCCAAAACUGGCUUCGCGCACCAAUGCUAUGAUGGAAUUCUACGCUGGUUAUUUCCACUAAUACUGAUUUUAUCUGCUGAUUACGAAGAGCAGUGUGUGAUGGCCCUGAUACGAGGGUUCAACUCUGCAUGUCCUUGCCCUAUUUGCCUUGUCCCGAAGGACAAGCUCACCGACCAUUCUACAAUAUACCCUACCCGCGUCAUUGAUGAUGCACAAGCUUGCGUCCGAUUGAGGAACAUGGACCGUACCGCUGAUACCUUGCACACUUACGACAGUGGUUUGUUUGGCGAUCACAUGUUCGAGGAAGUCAAGGCCCACCUGAAAACACUGGGACGUACUGCUGAGAAGACGACUGAUGACCAGUUCACUGCGUUUCUGCGAUGGCAAAACCUAAACCACUUCGACCACGUUACAAACAUCAGUUUUUCCGAUGGCAACAAGUUCCUGGAUAUAUCUAAGCAAAUAUUGUAUACAACACAGAACGUGCUCACACGCAAAGAUGACGAAGCUGGUUAUGCACUUCUAAGGUGCAUAGCCAGCUAUCUCCAUGCCUACAUGUAUAUAACAUUUGACGUUCACACAGAAAGCACUAUUGCAGCUGGGGAGGCCGAGAUUCUCGUUUUCCAGAAGUGCUUAGAUCAAUAUAUCGAAGUUCUUGGUGACGAAGCGACAAAAAACUGGAAUUUUCCGAAGGUGCACUCAAUGAGGCACAUAUUUUCUGACAUUAGGGCAAAAGGAGCUGCGCGAAACUUUAGUACGCGGCCAAACGAGAAGCAUCAUGGGCCGAUCAAGAGGGCCUAUAAACUGCAAACAAAUGGCAAAGAUAUCGCAAACCAGAUACUCAGGCUUGACCACACAACCUUCGUCUCUGUAGUCCUCCACAACCACAUCGAUCAUUUCGAUGAUGAACGACGCAAGGCCAUACUUUCGGAGAGAGAGCUUGAGACAGAGGACCUGAAUGAUCGGUCUUUUGGCGGACAUAUUCACCUUGGCGCUCCUCAGUCCGCAAUAACCUUUGCACAGCUUGAAAACGACAAUGUGUCCAACCGUGCCUUUGGGCAGUUCCGCAAAAAGCUCUCGACCUUCCUUAAUCACGCUCUACCUGCAUACAAUAUACCAUUACCUGAUGGCAAAACGUGGCUGACGCUUUCAGCACAAGAUACGGUUCAAGAACACCAAUAUCUCAAAGUCAAUUACGAGUCUGUUGUGGACUGGAAGCUUACUACCGACCACCUGCGCUGCAACCCGAGCUUUCAUGGCCGUGAACGACGUGACUGUGCCCUUGUUCGCACCCAGGACAAAGAUGGGAAUAAUAAGAACAUUUUUGUUUGCAUUUUAUUCAUGUUCAAGCAAUCAAUUGGCAGUCAAACAUUGGAUCUCGCCCUAGUUCAACCUAUGGAUGCUCCAACAGGCCCACAACACGCUAUAGAUCAAGAUUUGCGACUGAGACGUCUUCGUGCCCGACCACUCGCUUCGACGGAGUUUAUUACGCUUCACUCGGUUAUUCGUGGUGCAUUACUUGUUCCAGACUUCGCUAGUACAAGGGGCGACUUUUUUCUCGUUGAUUAUGUGGACUCCGACAUGUUCCUUCGUUCGCAGAGAUAUAUGUUCUAA